AUGGCUGAGCGGAUUGCGAGGAACAGGGCUGCAGCCGCUGAGCGGCUGCGGGCGCGUGGGUUGCUCCAGGAGAAGGACCCGGCUCCCAAGACGAAAGGACCACCGCUGAAACCGAGUGUCAGGAAGAGCGACUACAUCGACUACGACUUCGCGACGCUCGAGAACCUCAACGGAGGGUACAUCAGCAGCCGCAGUGGGCCCGGUGAGGGUGGUGGAUCUGACGGUGCCGUUGGUACCUCUUUGGAGGAGUGGAAGGCCGCACAGCGGGAGAAGAGGGAACUGUUUGGUCCACAAGAGACUUUGGUGCCACCGCCAUCGCUAGAGGAUGCGCACACGAUGCGCAGGUGCAUGGAGUGCCGGAUCAACGUCGAGCUGGACCCAGUGCUAGAUAAAGUGUUCCAGCUCACCGUGUGCAAGCAGUGUGCUCGAGCUCAUCCGGAGAAGUACAGUCUGCUGACGAAGACCGAGUGCAAGGGCGACUACCUGCUGACCGAGUCCGAGUUGGCAGACGAUACACUGUUCCACCGGUGGGAAAGAGCGAACCCUCACGCGGCGACGUACGCUCGGAUGCAACUGUUCGUGCGGUGCGAGGUGGAACGGUUCGCCUCUUCGAAAUGGGGGUCCCUAGAGGCGCUGGACGCCGAGUGGGAACGGCGUGAGACGGACCGUAGGGACCGCAAGACGCGGAAGUACGACCGGGAGAUCAAGCAGAUGAGGCUGCGCACGAGAGCACAGGAGUUUACAAAGAAGUACCAUCGUGGGAAGUACGGUCCACGACACACGCACGAGUUUGUGACGCGCGAGGGUCCCAAGGACAUCGAGGGCACCGUCACACGACGGUGCACUGGUUGCGGUCUCGAAGUAGUCGAGGACCUCAUCGAGUAG
This is a messenger RNA of Huiozyma naganishii CBS 8797, 885 nucleotides long. RefSeq names its product DNA repair protein RAD14 (gene RAD14). Bases 1 to 885 code for a protein of 294 amino acids. Lineage: Eukaryota; Fungi; Ascomycota; Saccharomycetes; Saccharomycetales; Saccharomycetaceae. The transcript has a single exon. The record is from RefSeq and is a predicted model, not a curated record. Gene Ontology annotation, biological process: UV-damage excision repair; base-excision repair; nucleotide-excision repair involved in interstrand cross-link repair. Gene Ontology annotation, molecular function: damaged DNA binding. Gene Ontology annotation, cellular component: nucleotide-excision repair factor 1 complex.